Kogia breviceps (pygmy sperm whale) is the source of this 3441-nucleotide messenger RNA. NCBI's taxonomy places the organism in Eukaryota, Metazoa, Chordata, Mammalia, Artiodactyla, Physeteridae. The record is from RefSeq and is a predicted model, not a curated record.
CGGCCGGCCUCGCGGGUGCUGAUGUGUCGGGAAGGCGGGACUUAGGGGAGUUUUCCAUCGCGACGCCACCUACUCGGACGCUGUCGCUGUGGCCGACCUACCUCCCCGAGGCCAUGGCGGUAUCCGCUAGGUCUGCGCGGUCCCCGCCCGACUCAGAUAAAGUACAGAAAGAUAAGGCUGGACAGACCUCAGGGCGCCGUCAGGGCAGCCGAAUGGGGAAGCUCUUGGGUUUUGAGUGGACAGAUGUGUCCAGCUGGGGGAGGCUGGUGACCCUGCUGAAUAGACCUACGGAUCCUGCAAGCCUGGCAGUCUUCCGUUUUCUCUUUGGGCUGAUGAUGGUGCUGGACAUUCCCCAGGAGCGGGGGCUCAGCUCCCUGGACAGAAGAUACCUGGAUGGGCUGGAGGUGUGCCGCUUCCCGUUGCUGGACGCCCUGCAGCCACUGCCCCUUGACUGGAUGUAUCUGGUCUACACCAUCAUGUUUCUGGGGGCACUGGGCAUGAUGCUGGGCCUGUGUUACCGGAUAAGCUGUGUGUUGUUCCUGCUGCCAUACUGGUAUGUGUUUCUUCUGGACAAGACAUCGUGGAACAACCACUCCUAUCUGUUUGGUUUGUUGGCCUUUCAGCUGACGUUCAUGGAUGCAAACCGCUACUGGUCUGUGGACGGCCUGCUGAACGCCCAGAAGCGGAACGCCCACGUGCCCCUCUGGAACUAUGCUGUGCUGCGUGGCCAGAUCUUCAUCGUGUAUUUCAUCGCGGGCGUGAAAAAGCUGGACGCAGACUGGGUGGAAGGCUACUCCAUGGAAUACCUGUCCCGGCACUGGCUCUUCAGUCCCUUCAAAUUUGUAUUGUCUGAGGAGAUGACUAGUCUGCUGGUGGUGCACUGGUGCGGACUGCUGCUCGACCUCUCAGCCGGUUUCCUGCUCUUCUUUGAUGCCUCAAGAUCCAUUGGCCUCCUCUUCGUGUCCUACUUCCACUGCAUGAAUUCCCAGCUCUUCAGCAUUGGUAUGUUCCCCUACGUCAUGCUGGCCAGCAGCCCUCUCUUCUGCUCUCCCGAGUGGCCUCGGAAGCUGCUGGCUCACUGCCCGAAAAGGCUGCAAGAACUGCUGCCCCUCAGGGCUGCCCCCCAGCCCAGUGCUUCCUGCGUGUAUAAGAGGAGCCGGGCCAAAGGUGGUCAGAAGCCAGGGCUGCGCCAUCGGCUGGGCGCCGCCUUCACCCUGCUCUACCUCCUGGAGCAGCUCUUCCUGCCCUAUUCUCAUUUCCUCACCCAGGGCUAUAACAACUGGACAAACGGGCUGUACGGCUAUUCCUGGGACAUGAUGGUGCACUCCCGCUCCCACCAGCACGUGAAGAUCACCUACCGUGAUGGCCACACCGGCGAGCUGGGCUACCUCAACCCUGGGGUAUUCACACAGAGCCGGCGUUGGAAGGAUCAUGCGGACAUGCUGAAGCAAUAUGCCACUUGCCUGAGCCGCCUGCUUCCCAAGUACAAUGUCACUGAGCCCCAGAUCUACUUUGAUAUUUGGGUCUCCAUCAAUGACCGCUUCCAGCAGAGGAUUUUUGACCCUCGUGUGGACAUCGUGCAGGCCACCUGGUCCCCCUUCCAGCGUACACCUUGGCUGCAGCCACUGCUGAUGGACCUGUCUCCCUGGAGAACCAAAUUACAGGAAAUCAAGAGCAGCCUGGACAACCACACCGAAGUGGUCUUCAUCGCAGAUUUCCCUGGGCUGCACCUGGAGAACUUUGUGAGCGAAGACCUGGGCAACACUAGCAUCCAGCUGCUGCAGGGAGAGGUGACUGUGGAGCUGGUGGCAGAGCAGAAGAACCAGACUCUUCAGGAGGGAGAAAAAAUGCAGUUGCCUGCUGGUGAGUACCAUAAGGUGUAUACAAUGUCGCCCAGUCCUUCCUGCUACAUGUACAUCUAUGUCAACACUACAGAGCUGGCACUGGAGCAAGACCUGGCAUACCUGCAAGAAUUGAAGGAGAAGGUGGAGAAUGGAAGUGUGAUUCCUCUUUUUGCCCUCUUUCGGGCAGAAACAGAGCCUCUGCCUCCAGAGCUGCAACCUCUGCUGGAAGGGGAAGUCAAAGGGGGCCCUGAGCCAACACCACUGGUUCAGACCUUUCUUAGACGCCAGCAAAGGCUCCAGGAGAUCGAACGCCGGCGAAAUGCCCCUUUCCACGAGCGACUCCUCCGCUUCUUGCUGCGAAAGCUCUAUGUCUUUCGCCGCAGCUUUCUGAUGACAUGUAUCUCACUUCGAAAUCUGGUAUUAGGCCGCCCUUCCCUGGAGCAGCUAGCCCAAGAGGUGACUUAUGCGAACUUGCGACCCUUUGAGCCAGUUGGAGAGCGGAGUCCUUCAAACACAGAUUCUUCAAAUCCUAAUCCUUCUGAGCCAAAUGCUGACGCUGUCCACUCAGAGUUCUGAGGGAGGCCAGAUGUUGGGUGCAGAUGUAGGAGCAGCCAGUCACAAGACCAUUACCUAUGCAGUGGACAUCUGAAAAAAUUACUUCAGAUUUUUUUUUGACAUUUUUCUUCCUUAUCCAUAACUCUGAUAAAUUCAGAGGUGAUAGAUUAGAGGAACCAGGGAAGUAAAGCAAGGAUAAGAUUUAUCAAUCCAAGGUUGAGGGGCUUGGGGAGUUAAAAAACAACGUGAAAAUGUCUUUCUAGGAUGAAAGGGUAAGGAUCAGGGUUAAAGUGACUGGCUCCUUGGUGCAAGAGAUUUAAUAUUCCAUGAUGAAAAUAGUAGCUGGCUGUUCUCAAGUGCUUGCCAUAUGCUAGGCACUGUGUGAAGCACUGUGCCAGCAUUGUUACAUUUAGUCCUUAACGGCCAUAAGCCCUAUUUUAUGGUUGGGGAAACUGAGGCUGAGAAGUAAUAUAAUUUGCUCAUAAGACAUAUACCUAAUAAGGGAUGGACUGAUGGUUUGAACCUCAAGUCUGUUUGACUUAAGGUCCUGCACCCUGCGCUGCUUGUAAUUUUUAGAAUCCUUGACAAUAAUUCUGAAAUAAUGUAGCUUAAAACUUGUCCGGUUAUAAAGUAUGAUUAGGAUGGUGAUCAGGUUUUAAAUGCACAGAGAAUAAUUUUCUCUUCACUGCAGUUUUGGUUCCUUCUUUGUUCCUAUUAUUUAUACAGCCAGUAUGUUUUUCAGUAGCAGUCACGAGCAUAGUUAGAAUAGCACAGAGUUAAACUAAUAACGAAAUUUAGGUGAUUAGUAGUGGUAUUUAUCUACAAAUAAGCUUAGUAGUUAGCAUUAUUCCAGCCUUUAAUGAGCAGGAGGUGAUGUAAAGUAAGAUUAAACCAAACUUGGUGAGGGAUUAGGCAGUGUUUACUGUCACUUUGUAGACUUUGGAUGUAGAAAGUUUGGAUGUAAGAUUUAGGAGGAUCCUCAAUUCUGUGAAAAUUCAAAGGCCUGGCUCUGGGCUAGGAAGUUAGAAUGCAUAGAGUAAUU